UCGCGCUCAUCUUCAGUCAGUCCACUACGCGCUCGCUCACUAUCCGCGAGAGUCAGCAGCAGCCACUUAGAGACUUUCUCUAAAAAAUUGCCUUAUUCAGAGAAGGAAAACGACAAGACUUCUGACAUCUCUUGUGUCUUUUGAAGGGGGUCACAUACAACUAUCCAAAGCGACAUGUGGAUUUACAAAAUUUUGCUCUGUGUGGCCGUUUUGGUUUACUCAGAAACGAAAAGGCAUGCCCUGCAAGAUUACCAGAAGACGGAUGCUGUGCGCCUGGUCACAGCACCUGAUGUGUCCUACAUGUCCAAAGGCCGCAAGAUGAGUUUGGGAAAGUGUGCACGCCGCUGUAGCCGCAACAGGAAGCUUCAGUUCAUCUGCAGAGCAUUCAACUUUGAUCAGAAAACUGCAAAGUGUCAUUUACUCUCCUAUGACAGCCUCACCAUCAGUGUCCAUAUGGAGAAUGACUUCAACUUUGAUCUAUAUGAGAAGAAAGACUUCAUGAGAGAAUGCAUCAUUGGUAAUGGAUUCAACUACAAAGGAAAGAGAUCGGUGACCAAGGGUGGAGUCCAGUGCCAACUCUGGAAUACCCAAAAGCCGCAUGAACACAAUUUCUUACCUCUGAGGCACAAGCACAGAGAUCUACGGGAGAAUUUAUGUCGUAAUCCAGACAACACCACAACAGGUCCUUGGUGCUAUACCACAGACCCCAAAAUACGGGACCAGGACUGCAGCAUCCCACAAUGCUCGGAAGUGGAAUGUAUGACGUGUAAUGGAGAAAGUUACCGUGGACCAUUGGACCACACAGAGAGCGGCCGGGAAUGCCAGCGCUGGGACCUUGAUGAACCACAUAAACACCUUUUCCACCCUAAAAGAUACCCCGAUAAAGGUCUAAAGGACAACUACUGCAGGAACCCAGACGGGCGCCAGAGACCCUGGUGUUUCACCACUGAUCCAAGCACUCCAUGGGAGUACUGUAACAUCGAACAGUGCGAUUCAGACAUCGGCGGUCACACUGACAACACAACAACUUGUUUACAUGGGCGUGGAGAGGGUUAUCGUGGAACGGUUGGCAUCACCCACGAGGGAGUGACCUGUCAGAGAUGGGAUACCCAGUUUCCCCAUCGACACUUUUAUACGCCACAGAAUUACCGUUGCAAGGAUCUCCGGGAGAACUACUGUAGGAAUCCUGAUGGUCGUCAUCUUCCAUGGUGCUUCACGACUGACCCCAAUGUACCUAUGGCAUUCUGCACCAACAUCCCUCGCUGUGGCAUACCACUAUCUGAACCUGAAGAGUGUUAUAUGGACAUUGGUGACACAUACAAUGGAAAACGGGCAAAAACACGCUCUGGCCUCCCUUGUGCUCCAUGGAAAGACCACAGUGAAAGUAGUGAAAGAGAUGCGGACUUGCUGAUGGCUGAACAUGCGGGGAACUUCUGCAGAAACCCGGACAAGGACAAACAUGGCCCGUGGUGUUAUACCAACAGCUCAUUCAUCCCCUGGGAUUACUGCUCGCUCAAACCCUGUGAGCCCUCACAUAACAAUCUACCACCAAAAGAUGAGGGUACAAAGACCUCAUGUUUUGUUCACAAGCAGGUGAGAAUCGUCGGUGGUGGGCCUGUCCGGAUUAAAGAAGGCAGCUGGAUAGUCAGCAUACAGAGAGGGAGCACUCACUGGUGCGGAGGUUCUCUGGUCAGGGAGGAGUGGGUGCUGACAGACAGACAGUGCUUCUCGUCAUGUGUGCCUGACCUAUCAGAGUACAGAGUUUGGCUUGGUAUAUCCCAUUUGAACGAGUCGGGUGAGAAUGACUUCCACAGACAGGAGAGGAGAAUCUCACACGUCAUCUGUGGCCCGGAAGGCUCUAGUCUCGCCCUGCUCCGACUGGCUCAACCUGCACUCCCAAGAGAGCAUGUCAGAAUUAUUCAGCUGCCUGUGGCAGACUGCAGAAUUCAGGAGGACACCAUAUGCUCUGUGUACGGCUGGGGUGAGACCAAAGGCACUGGACAUGAGGGAACGUUGAAAAGAGUUCAUCUGCCCAUAGUGAGCAAUGGACGAUGCCAUCAGCUUCACAAAGGGAAAAUUCCAAUCAACAGUUCAAAACUGUGUGCUGGUGGCAAGAGAGAUGAAGGAGUGUGCGAGAAAGACUAUGGCGGCCCUCUAGUAUGCCAAGAGAGUAACAGUAAAGUCAUUGUCGGCGUGAGCAUAAAUGGCAGAGGAUGUGCCCUACACAACCGGCCGGCCGUUUUCGUGAACGUGGCCUUCUAUACUGGAUGGAUUCAUAAAGUGUUCAGAAAUUAUCCAAACUCAGAAGUAAACAACUGAUGGAGAACAAGCAGGAUUGAGCAUACAAUUUGAGAAUAAAAUUUCCGAAUCUCCAUAAAUCUGACAGGUUAUUUCUUGAUUUAAGAGUCGCCUGAACAGCUCUUUUUGAAAAAGCUUGGCCGAGAAACAUAUAUUCAAAAACUACUCAAAGAGCUAGAACUGCGGCUGGAACUGUUGCUCUGAAUUUAAGCAAUUUGUUCACCUAAUAAUGCCAGAACCGCAGAGAGCUAGGAGGCGCUAGGAGACAGAGUCUCAAAGGCUAAAUUCACAACUAGCCAUAUGGAAAUAUAAAGACUACUGGACCGAAGUGCGGACGAGCAGCCAGAAUCUGUUUCAAGAAUCAAUAGCAAUUCCUGGCCACCAACCAAAAACCUCAAGUCCUCGAAGAGAAAUCUUGCUGCAGUGCGCUACAAAGCUUUCGUAUGUACAUUCAACCCACACAUUACCCAUCAAACUAACAAUCUGGACUUCAGUUGGGAUAUUGGAUUCAGAGACCUAACCCAAGUUUGAGUCUGGAUUCAGACCAGGACUUGAUAUAUGGAUACAAAUUCUCAGAUCCCAACAGGAAUCUGCCGUUCCCUCCUUUAGAAGUGUUCAAAGCUGACCGACGUACACAUUUCGGCCACUCCUCAUAGAGAAAGAGGGCUGUUAUGAUUACAAGUGCUUGUUGAUAUAAAACGAUCAUUAACAGUGUCAUUCAAAAAGCCCCUCAAUAAAGUAUUAGCUGUUAGCUGUUAGCUAAAUGUAGAACAUCUUAUGGGUAAAAGUAUACACGGAAGGCUUUUUUGCGUUUGUGCUCCUGAUUAUACUUGAAAACACACAUGAGAGAGGUCACUGUGUCCCUCAAUAACACUUCCUCGUGUCGCCAUUACAGAUUGUUGUUUGGUCAGUGUAGGUGUUUAUAUAGUCAGAGGUGUUCCAUCCAUUUCUAGUGUUGAUAUUUUGUCCGCAAGCCUGAACGGAGAUGACAUGACCUGCUUGAAGUGACAUGCAGCAAAAAAGUCGUAGUUGUCAUAACAUAUCAGCAUCAGAGGUUCCCAUACACUCUGUUUGGUUUAGAGCGGAAUUCAGAGGAGGAUUUGAAAAUGUGUGUUGUAAAUACUGUGGUCAUGGGAGUGGGGUAAUCACUCCCAGUUCUUUCGUAGGUCUCAUAGACCUUUAUAAGAGGUUGGCCUCCUCCAUUCCAGUGUCCUCAUUGGGUGGUUUUAUAUAUUUGUAAAUAUAUCUGUAUUAAUUUCAAAUGCACAUUUUGUCAGUUGUGAAACUCAAGAACAGGUGUGAUAUUUUAUGUUCAUGCACAUGUGUAUGCGAGUAUGUGUAAUGCUGCAAAGAUGCAUUGAGGCCGAAAAGUGCAUCUCUGCAGGACAGAGAGCAAAACGAGCACACAUCUUGUGUUCUUGUAGACAUCGGAAUAAAGGGGAAAUUUACCGAUUAAUUUAGCUGUUUUUCAGAUCAGAGCCGGUGUAGGAUAAAUCUGAGUGAUUUUCUUUCUUGUGUGGUCUUGGAUUGCUCAUUCCGUGAGCAUCUCGUUCCCUCGCGCUGGCCUGCCUCCAAAAACAAUCAGCUUGGGAAAUUACCCCAAAAAAUCAUGUCGGCUUAAACAAAUAGCUCUCUGAGUGAUGGUUCAUAAGUGUUUGUAUUCCAACCACUCCCGAUGCUAAUUAUGUUGGUUAAAAUGAAGGAUGAGUUUAAUUUGUAAGAGUCCUAAGGCACAAGUCCUAUGUAAGGACGUUGUUGAACACAUUGAGAUUAGUGUUACUAAAGCACAAGACAAGGCAAAAGAUCCCUUCAGUGUUACCUCAUUUGGCUUUAACAUUUAUCAAAACAAAUGUUUUCGUGUAGUAGAGUUUUUUUUUUUACUUUAGAACAAUAUGAAACCUGUGUUUGAGGAAACCUAGAAGCUGCUGGAUGAUGAAGCGGCUUGUUCUGAACUUUUUGAGGAAGACUCGCUGAGGAACAAAUUCAGUAUUUGGUGCGAAAACCUGCAUCGCAUUCCAUAACCAUAAUCCAAUUGAACCAGCUGAUAAAGGCAUUGUCAUUAUUUUCAGUGCAAACAUACCUCCUUUAUGGAUAUGCAUAUUAGGCUAAUUAUGGAGUGUGUAUUAUUCACAAAACCCACCGAUAUUUGCCUGCUGCAAUUAAUGUCCCGGUACUGCAGUUAAAUGACAUUUCAUUUUCAAGAGCUGUACAUUAUCUUUAGAACAUGGCAGUACAUGGUUUGCACUGUUUCUUCAUUUACAUAAUGUCUUUUUGAAUCAUGAGCUAAAACUUGUAA
Molecule: messenger RNA, 4594 nt
Organism: Carassius carassius (crucian carp)
Lineage: Eukaryota; Metazoa; Chordata; Actinopteri; Cypriniformes; Cyprinidae
Gene: hgfb
Product: hepatocyte growth factor b
Exons: 18
Coding region: 175-2319 (714 amino acids)
Biological process (GO): proteolysis
Molecular function (GO): signaling receptor binding; serine-type endopeptidase activity
Source: RefSeq, a predicted model, not a curated record